Messenger RNA from Nematolebias whitei (Rio pearlfish), 2576 nucleotides. Its product is annotated as arrestin domain-containing protein 2. Gene Ontology annotation, cellular component: plasma membrane; cytoplasm. Bases 126 to 1355 code for a protein of 409 amino acids. The record is from RefSeq and is a predicted model, not a curated record. Gene Ontology annotation, biological process: protein transport. NCBI's taxonomy places the organism in Eukaryota, Metazoa, Chordata, Actinopteri, Cyprinodontiformes, Rivulidae. The transcript has 7 exons.
AGCUAGUCGCACGAGAGUUGAACAACCUACGGGUCCAUGCUAGCCCAUUUAAACGCUCUGCAAAACUAAAAGGAAGGAAGCCACUUGGGUUUUGCCUCUUUGGAAGAUUCGCCCAACCCGCAACAAUGAUUUUUGACAAGUUGAGAAAGUUUGACAUCGUCUUCGACUCCCCGGAGAUGGACUGUCCUCCCGUGUUCAGUAGCGGGGACGUGGUGUCCGGGCGCGUGGUCGUGGAGCUCUCCGGGGAGUCCAAGGUGGACUCCCUGAAGCUUCACGCCGAAGGUUUCGCCAAAGUUCACUGGACCGAGUCCCGGUCGGCCGGCUCCAGCACCGCAUACACCCAGAACUACAGCGACGAAGUGGAGUACCUGAACCGCAGAGAGGUGCUGCUGCAGGCAGAUAAUGGUGAAGUGACGGUCCUUCCUGCCGGCAGACACGAGUAUCCGUUCAGUUUCCAGCUCCCCGAAGAGACUCUGGUUACGUCCUUCGAAGGGAAACAUGGCAGCAUCCGUUACUGGGUCAAAGUCAAGCUUCACAGGCCGUGGUUCACCGUCAAGAAAAUCAAGAAGGAGUUUACAGUUAUUGAGCCCAUCGACAUUAACACACCCGCUCUUCUGGCACCGCAGGCUGGAACAAAGGAUAAAAUGGCACGAGCGUGGUACCGCAACUUCGGACAGGUUUCUGUGACUGCGAAGAUCGACCGCAAAGGCUACACACCAGGAGAGGUGAUCCCUGUGUUCGCAGAGUUUGACAACUCCACCUCCAGAUCAAUCAUGCCCAAAGCCUUCAUCACUCAAACGCAGACGUUCAUCGCCCGAGGCACCAUGAAACAGAAACGCUCGGUUGUGGCCACUUUGUGCGGCGACCUUGUGAGUGCAAGAAGUCGCGAGACGUGGCACGGUCGCGCCAUCAAGAUCCCCCCUGUGGGUCCGUCCAUCCUUCAGUGUCGCAUCAUCAAAGUGGAGUACAUGCUGAAGGUCUGUGUUGAUGUUCCUGGGACAUCCAAGCUGUGUUUGGAGCUGCCGCUUGUUGUAGGCACCAUCCCUCUCCAUCCCUUCGGCAGCCGGACGUCCAGCAUCAGCAGCCAGUACAGCGUCAACCUGGAGUGGCUGCGCAUGGCCAUCCCCGAGCAACCUGAGCCUCCUCCAGAUUACAGCUCUGUGGUGACAGAGGAGGAGGCAGAACAGCGGAACAACGCAGUGGUCCCUCAGCUGGCUGAAGACCUGAGUGGGAUCAUGGAGCGACCCCUUAUGGCUUUUGUUCAAGAGUUUCGUUUCCGACCUCCACCUGUGUACUGUGAGAUUGACCCCAACCCUCAGCCCUUCAACAUGAGACCUCGCUGCAUGACGUGUUGAACCAUGAGCCCUGCCUGAGCGACGAGCAGCGUCAUUACUGGAACAAACCCAAGAGAUUUGUCUUCUCCUGGAUUAUUCCUCUCUGGUGAAUAAGCACCUGGUCCCAGCCUGGGUUGUGGAGACGGACUGGAGCGCCGCAGAGAGGUCAGACGACGGAGCUCACAGGAACUGAGUGUGCGCAGAGGAGCUACAGCUUCGUUCCCGGUCCAGCACAGUGGACGUUUUGGGGUUCUGCUGAGAGGGAAGCAUCUUCUCUGCAUCAGUUCCUGUCCUCCCCAAGUGAUUUAUUUUGUUUUGCUCCCAGGAAAAGGGAGCGGUAAAAUGCCUCCCAAUCAACGAUUCCCUCAAGUGAAGACUUUUUGAGUUGUAAAAAGUUUGGGACAUGUUAGGGGGUAAUAUCACUUGAUAUUUAUCAGGCGGCGAGUAAGCGCUUUUGAUAAGAUGACAUGCCCACUGUCAUCUUUGAAUGGUGCAAAGUGAAAAGUGCAAUUAUUGUACUCUGUGUCUAACUUGCCUAGCGUCAGAGUAGAAGGUAAAUAUCUACAUUGCUAUGCAUUGUGUGACUCAGCAGCAGUGUGCCUCUGAAAUAUACUGUUAAGCACAUACUGUAUCUAAAGAUGUGACUUUGGAGCAGACGAGGUAAAUAAAAUCAAGAUGUACUUUAUGCAUGCAGGUAACAUUAUGCAAAAGGGAAAUAACUUGUGCCUUAAUCUGCAGCUUAUGAUUGCAUGAGAGUUUUAGGGUGUAGUCCUCUCACAAAGCUGAAUGCAUACUGAGAGAUGUCGGAACAAAAACGGUGGCUUUGUAAGUUGAACUUUAAAAGAGCGUUGUAUAAAUGCAAAGCUCAGCACUGAAACAUAAAGAAGCUGCCAUGUUGGAUUUAAGCAAAUGGGGUGAUGCAGUUUGCUACACAGAAGUGCUCUCCCAGCUAGAAAAUAUAAAAGCAGGGGGAAAUGGAGAGCUCCGUGCAGACAGAAACCUUUGAGAAGAGCCAGACGCCUCAGUGCCGUGAGGUCAAGCCUUAAGCUGGAGAUGCCACUGAACUGUACGAACAAAGAACAUUCCAAAAACUGACUCGAGGAUCAUGUUUUCUCCUCAACUUCCAAAAAGAAAACUCUUUAUCAGUUCAGGGUCAGGUGUGCGAUGAGUGGCACACCUGAGGGUAAAGACUACAAAUGUAUUUUUAUAUAAAUGCAACUGUUGAUUGUGAAACAUGCCAAA